CAGACGUCACCCGAGCUGCGCAGAUCAGCACACACGCUCGUGCCUCUCGCCGACGUACGGAAGCCGAGCGCAGCCAAACACAGAACUCGCCAGGUUGUCAUGUGACUCCGGCGCUGCUGCUGAUUGGCUCCUGGUGAUUGAUCAUGGUUGUAUGUAUUGUCAAGGGGUGUACACCCAAGUCAAGAGAAGGCAAGGGUGAAGUGAUACUUCAUAUCUUUCCUAAAGACAAAGCAAAAAUUCGAGAAUGGCUGACGGCCACUGGGGAAUCAUUCGAAAAUGUAGAAGAACUGGUAAACAAAAUACAUGAAGGCAGAAAAAACCAUUCACAUAGGAUAUGCUCAUUGCAUUUCCCUACCUACUGCUACUUUUUUAACCACAAAACUGGGAAGAAAAGAUUGACCUAUAAUGCAGUCCCUUCAAUCUUUCCUACCAAUCCAGGAGCUGGGGAGCACUCUACUCAACCAGCUACUCGAGGAUUAGGGAAACGGAGAAGAGUAGAUCCAGAGGAUUUUAUUCCUGAUGAUUUACCAGUUGGAAGCACAUGCCCAACAUGUCAACAAAUAAUAGGGAGCAGCCAUGAAAUUGUUUCUGAAACAUCGGAACAAAUGUUAGUCAAAGACAAAGUUGAUAAAUUUACAAUUUAUGAUCCUUUUAUGGGCACCAAAUCAGAACAUGCCCAAACGACUGUGCGCACAUUUAGUGUAAGAACACAAUGUUCAAAACUUAAACCACCAAAACCAGCAAAAUUAAAAAAAAGAAAUAUUUUUGAACCUCAUGUUCACCAAACCACAACACCUAAUAAAAAAACUGCUGCCCAUCAAGAGCCUCAAUCAACCCAUAUUCAACCAGUAACAAAUCUACCCAUACACACCAAUUAAACCAAUGCUACAUGCUGUAGAAAGCGUUCCUGAGGACGUGCUGAGAGAAGGUUGGCAAGCUGGACCCAUACUUGGUUUGCAAGAGAUACCUAUUUCGCCCAUUUCCAAUGUUGUCUCCACAGCUCACACGGGGAUCAGCCAAGUUUAACCCCUUAAGGAUUCAGGGUUUUUCCGUUUUUGCACUUUCGUUUUUUCCUCCUUACCUUUUAAAAAUCAUAACCCUUUCAAUUUUGCACCUAAAAUUCCAUAUUAUGGCUUAUGUUUUGCGCCACCAAUUCUACUGUGCAGUCAUAUUAGUCAUUUUGCCAAAAAAUCCACGACGAAGCAGAAAAAAAAAUCAUUGUACGACAAAAUUGAAGAAAAAAUUUAAUUGUGGGGGCUUCCGUUUCUAUGCAGUGCAUAUUUCAGUAAAAAUGACACCUUAUCUUUAUUCUGUACGUCCAUAUGAUUAAAAUGAUACCCUACUUAUAUAGGUUGGAUUUUGUGGUACUUCUGGAAAGAAUCAUAACUACAUGCACAAAAAUGAAUACGUUUAAAAUUGUCAUUUUUUGACCCCUUUAACUUUUUUAUUUUUCCGUGUACGGGACGGUAUGAGGGCUCAUUUUUUUGCGCCGUGAUCUGAAGUUUUUAGCGGUACCAUUUUUGUAUUGAUCAGGCUUUUUAUAAAUUUUUUUCAUGAUAUAAAAAUGACCAAAAAUACACUAUUUCCGAUUCUGGAAUUUUUUUGCGCAUACGCCAUUGACCUUGCAGUUUAAUUAACAAUAUAUUUUUAUAGUUUUUUAUAGCGUGACCCCACGUUAUAGACCGUGGCAGGGCGUAUAGGUACGCCCUGCGUCCUUAAGAGGUUUAAA
Messenger RNA from Hyla sarda, 1729 nucleotides. RefSeq lists its product as uncharacterized. The transcript has 2 exons. Lineage: Eukaryota; Metazoa; Chordata; Amphibia; Anura; Hylidae. Gene Ontology annotation, molecular function: sequence-specific DNA binding. Bases 144 to 878 code for a protein of 244 amino acids. The record is from RefSeq and is a predicted model, not a curated record.